GACGGCGCCAAUUUCUUUUUCUUUUUCUCGUAAAUAAUACUUAGUAUAUUUAAUAUUUAUAUUAAAAUUAUACCGUGCACGGGUCCACGUUUUAUUUACUCGGAAAAUGUGGUUCAAAUUUUUAGUUUUUUAAAUAGUAUAUAAAGUAAAAUGAGUGCAAAAAAUAGUGAUAAUGACCAUUAUAAAAAUGAAUAUUCGAGAAUAAGGAAACUGACGAGUAGAUAUGACAUACGGACUCAAUCAAAUGAAUAUGGUUUGUCUGAAGAUCAAGUUGCGGAAUUCAAAGAAGCAUUUAUGUUGUUUGAUAAAGACCACGAUGGACGGAUUACUGAGGCAGAAUUAGGAGUGGUUAUGAGAUCUCUGGGACAGAAACCUACUGAAACUGAUUUAAGAGGUAUGGUUAAAGAAGUGGAUAAAGAUGGCAAUGGUAGUAUUGAGUUCGAUGAAUUCUUACUAAUGAUGGCUAGAAAAUUAAGAGCAGUAGAUGGUGAAGAAGAAAUGCACCAGGCAUUCAAAGUAUUUGAUAAAAAUGGUGAUGGGUUCAUAACAUUUGAUGAACUCAAACGAGUAAUGUGCAGUAUCGGAGAACGUCUUACUGAUGAGGAAAUUGAGGAUAUGAUAAAAGAAGCAGAUUUAAAUGGUGAUAAGAAAAUUGAUUAUAAAGAAUUUAUUACAAUAAUAAGUCCUAAGAAAUAAAACAAAUAACGUGAUUAAUGCAUCAGUAUCCUCCAGCCUUUUAAGACGACAAGAACCAAUAACAGGAUCUUUAAGAAGCUUUUGUAAAAUGUCUGGAUGUUGUGAUUCAAUGAAAUAUCGAUUAUGUUUAAGUACAAGUUUAACUUUUCC
Messenger RNA from Rhopalosiphum maidis (corn leaf aphid), 846 nucleotides. RefSeq names its product calmodulin-A-like. The transcript is spliced from 7 exons. The record is from RefSeq and is a predicted model, not a curated record. The coding region runs from base 151 to 696 and encodes 181 amino acids. Gene Ontology annotation, molecular function: calcium ion binding; enzyme regulator activity. NCBI's taxonomy places the organism in Eukaryota, Metazoa, Arthropoda, Insecta, Hemiptera, Aphididae.